CUUGCCCGUUGCCCGUUGGGAGAGCGGUGGAGUUGCCUAUUCAUUGUUGGAUGAGAGAGAAUAUUGGGGGCUUUUACGGGAAAACCCAAUUUAAACGCUUUUCCAGAUCCGACCGUUGCAAUUAUUUGAAAAAAGGAAUGAGAGAGAGGCUCCUUUGAAAAACCUCCAUUCUCCUCCUCACUCAAUCUCUCAACCUCUCCAUCCUUCACUUCUUCUUCUUCUUCUUCUUCUCCUUCUUUCUAUUUUGCAUUUCUUCCUCCCUCACAUCUCUCUUUUGUUGAGUCACCCAUGAACGAUAACAACAACAGAUCCUUAUCAAUCAUGGAAUCAAAACCUUCACACCCUCUUCACCAAAUUGCCAAAACCCCAACCCACAAACUUCUUCUCAAGCAGUGGCUCAAGGAGGAAGAACUAAUCUUCGGCAGAGUCUCUCUCAAGGAAACCCAAAUCGAUUCUGUUCGAAAGGAAAUCACUAUGCUUCACAUUUUCUUCUUCGUCUUCCACUCCACAUCUAUACUCCUCCUCUUCAACGCCUCCACCAAGGACUUCAACGGCGCAGCCUGCAACAGAUCCUGGAUUCCCUCCAUUUGUUCUCUCUUAUUCUCUCUGGGCAUCAUUUGGGCUGUCAGAUACAAGACUGAGCUCGAGGCCCAUUUGGAGAAAUUGUUAGAAAGGGAAAAAGAAGAUAGAAAUUUGCUGUCCAAGUGUGUUGAAGAGUUGAAGCGGAAAGGGGUUGAAUUUGAUUUGUUGAAGGAGGUCGAUGCGCUGCGGAGGGCGAAGAGCUUGCGGGUCGAAAGUAAGGCUGUGAGAAAAUGGUCUUCAAGGGAUUUCAUGACUCUGUUUUUCUUCUCUGUUUCGUGUAUGUUUCUUGGGAUUAUUAGGAUUGUUCUAUGUGACAAGUGAAGGGAUUCAUAGAAAUGGAGCAUUCAUGUGAUGCCAAGGAUUUCGUCGUGGUCCUGACAUUUGGAUCUUGUUUCAGUGCAGAUUACUCUGUUCUGCACUUGUAUUUUGUUGCUUUGGUGGAAUUAUUUGGAACUAGUGUCUAACCAUUUUAAAAAAUGGUUCUUUGUUCUGUUGAUCCUUGCU
This is a messenger RNA of Cucurbita moschata (crookneck pumpkin), 1086 nucleotides long. RefSeq lists its product as uncharacterized. Bases 289 to 903 code for a protein of 204 amino acids. The transcript has a single exon. The record is from RefSeq and is a predicted model, not a curated record. NCBI's taxonomy places the organism in Eukaryota, Viridiplantae, Streptophyta, Magnoliopsida, Cucurbitales, Cucurbitaceae.